CUUUUCAAAUAUUCAACCUUUCAGACUACAUUUAUUGGCUAGAUUACUGUAAUCCAAUUACUUUGCAGUACUUCCAUUGCAUGCCUAUAUAAUAGAGGGGUUCAUUAUAUAUUAACAAGGGCACAGUAAACUCAAAUAUUAUAUCAGUGAACGCAUCUCUGAGGAAAUUAGUGGUAAAACCUGUAGACUCGAAGUACAUCAGCUGAGAAACACGAUGACAGACUGGCACAAGAAAAUCAAGAAUUAUUUGGGUGAGGGUACCUAUGAGUGUACAUUGGAUGACAAAGUGUUUAAGAAGGCAGUUAAAGAGUUGAAUGAGGACCCCAAACAACGAGCCUUACAGAUAGAGGCCCUCAGACAAUGGGUUAUUCAACAACCACAUUUGAGAAAUACCAGAACAGAUGACAUAUUCUUGUUGCGGUUUUUACGCCAUGCCAAAUUCAGUCAACUUAAAGCACAGAAGACUCUGGACAACUUCUGGACCGUUCGGACAGUGGAAGGAAAAGGCGCCCCAGAAUGGUUUAAAAAUAUGGACCCCAAGGAUCCUAAAAAUGAAGAAAUAUUGGACAUUGGGAUGCAGGUGCCCCUACCUGGGAGAGAUGACAAUGGGAGGAAAGUCAUUCUGGUGAGAACAGGUGGCUAUGACCCAUACAAACAUGACUUUGGCUUCACAUUGAAGACAGGAUUUAUGAUGAAUGAUAUCCUCCUAUUGGAUGAAGAGAACCAGGUCCAUGGAUUUGUUAUUCUCCUAGAUUUCUCAGAGUUUGGAGUGGCUCAUGCAACAAAUUGGAACAGGGAAAUCAUUGGAAAGGCAAUGAAAUGUUGGCAGGAUGUGUACCCAACAAGGAACAAAGGAGUCCACUACUACAACACACCAACAUUAUUCAAUGCUCUUAUGGAAAUUUUCAGAUUUUUUAUGAAGGAUAAAAUGAAAAACCGAACGAAGUUCCACUGGGCCAGUUUGGAAUCACUCCACAAAGACAUACCGAAGCGUAUGCUACCUGAUUACCUAGGGGGCGAGGCUGGCACCCUGGAAGAUCUUAAAAAAAGUUGGAAAGCUGAAGUUAUGGCCAACAGGGAAGAAUUACUGUUGAAUGGCAAGUAUAGUGUGGAUGAAUCAAAGCGACCAAGUGAUGAUGGAACACUCGGAUUACAAGGUUCCUUCCGCAAACUUGCGGUAGACUAAUGCAUUCUGGGAUUAUUUCAAACUAGACAAUCAGCAGUGCAGUGAUGAACUAUAUGUUAAUGUACAUUGUCGUAGCGGCAAUAAAAGGAUGGAAUUGUGUUUUAAGUGGUGCACUCAACUAAAUUGAACAAUUUGCAUCUGUUAUACAUCACAUCAGUAAGCAGUUACCCAGACUGCUUGUACUUCUCAGCAUACCAUAACAUCCUUAUUCUCUGUAUUAAAGCCGCUUUAUACUAUUAUAGAAGUAUGAGAAGUCUGUUAUGGGAUCAUUGACAUAUUCUUGCGUUAUUAGACUUAUAAUACAGAUUGGAGACUCCAUCAUGGAACAUGCCAAUAGAACUUGCUAUAAAAUAUGCCAUAGAACAUACUUAGAACUUGUUAUCCAGGAAUGCUUGACUGCAUCUGACUCUAAUGAUCUCAUCUGAAAGAUUUUAAAAGUCAUAGAGUUAUAAGAUGGACUGGUCACUCUAUUUAAAAUAGAAAUUACCCAGAAAUUAAACUUUGUUUCCCAGACUUCCAGAAUUUUAGCCUGGAAAAAUUGGAAAACAUAACUUAACAGGGUGAAAAAUUGCAGAAACCUGGAUGCAAUCAUAAUGUACUUUCUAUAAUGAAUGUAUUCUGAAAAUGUACCAGAAUAUUUUUUAUUAAUUGUUAUGUAUAUUAAAAUGCUUUCAGUUUACUCACAAAACUCAACAUUUUACUUUACUCAUUUCUUGGGUUUUCGUUAUGUCCCCACCACAAGUGAUGACAUAUACAGUUAUAGGCUUCAACUUUUAUGUGGAUGAUGUUUGGCAUCUGGCGUCCAGAAAUCGG
Owenia fusiformis is the source of this 1999-nucleotide messenger RNA. Lineage: Eukaryota; Metazoa; Annelida; Polychaeta; Sabellida; Oweniidae. The record is from the annotation of a GenBank genome assembly.